UUGGUGCCCAGUGGUCGCGAUUCGCGCAAAAUAGCCGUUGAAUUCGGAACGUGUUAAUUUCGUUUAUUUAAUUUUGUUUGCGCAAAUAAAUUCAAAAGCUAUUUUUGUGAGACAAAGUCAACGCAAUAUAUAAAAGAUGGAGAUGCAGCUGCAGUGGAAAUUUUGGAUGAUGAUCUUCCUGUUUGGACUGCCGGGAUUUGGAUCUGGCUAUCGAAUACUCUUCAUGGGACCUUUUCCUGCCCCAAGUCAUUGGCUCUGGCUGGAGCACUUCCAAAAAGAUCUUCUUCGUCAGGGACACCAUGUGACCAGUGUCAAUAACCAUCCCACAAAGCAGCCCCACGAGAAUCUUACGGAGAUCAUAAUCAGUCCUUCUUUUGAUAUCCCCAAACACUUUCCAAAGGAAAACAUCUUCACAAUGCAGUUUGUAAGCGAUUUCAACAAUCUGGAGCUUUGGUGGACCAUUGGACUCAUGACCACGGAGCAUGCUUUCAAAGAUCCCAAAGUGAAAAAACUGAUCGAGAGCAAGGACGAUCAUUAUGAUCUGGUCAUAUUGGAGCAGUUUUUCCAUGAGGCCUUUUUGAUGUUUGGCAAGCGGUUUAAUUGUCCGGUGGUCACCAUUGGCACCAUGGGCUAUGCUGACAAUAUAGACCAUGCAAUGGGCAUCCUCACUCCUUGGUCCUUGAUUCCCCAUCUUCUGUUGUCGCAUACAGAUCGCAUGACCUUCAGCCAGCGUGCCUAUAAUGCCUACUUGUCUUUGUAUGAUGCGGUCAUGAGGCGUUGGGUUUACUUACCCAAGAUGCAGCAAUUGGCAGAGAAGUAUUUCAAGGGAUCUAUUGAUGGUCCACUACCGCAAGUUCUUGACCUAGAGCGUAAUAUCUCACUUGUCCUGAUCAAUGCCCAUCGUAGCAUAGAUCUUCCGAGACCCAGUAUGCCAGGACUUAUCGAUGUGGGUGGAGCGCACAUUCAGAAACCCAAGAAGUUGCCCGCUGACCUUCAGAGCUUCCUGGAUAAUGCCACAAACGGGGUGGUCUACUUCAGUAUGGGCUCCUAUGUGAAGAGCACCGAUCUGCCGCCGGAGAAAACGGCUCUGAUUCUCAAGGCCUUCGGUCAGCUUAAGCAGCAAGUGAUAUGGAAGUUUGAGAACGAUUCCAUAGGUGAUUUGCCCUCGAAUGUGAUGAUCAAGAAGUGGAUGCCCCAGAACGACAUAUUGGCCCAUCCGAAUGUGAAGCUCUUCAUCACCCACGGUGGCAUUUUCGGUACCCAGGAGGGCAUUUACUGGGGCGUGCCGAUGCUGUGCAUACCCCUGUAUGGCGAUCAGCAUCGGAACACCAUCAAAUCGGUGCGGGAGGGUUAUGCACGAUCUCUGGUGUUCUCCAAACUCACCACCGAUGAUCUGGUGCGCAAUAUCGAGACGCUGAUCAGAGAUCCGCAGUACAAACGCAGUGCUUUGCAGGUCUCGGAGCGUUUCCGCGAUAAUCCCAUACAUCCGCUGGAUGAGGCCACCUUCUGGAUCGAGUACACCAUCCGGCAUCGCGGUGCCAGGCAUCUGAAGUCGCAGGGCGCCUUCAUUCCCCUGCAUCAGUAUCUGCUGCUCGACGUCCUGGGAUGUGUGCUGCUGGGCGCAUUCCUCGCCAUCUGGCUGCCUUGGCGGAUGAUCAGGAGGGUCCACCAGUGGUGGCUCAAAGGGCAGGCCGCUGACAAACUGAACGAGAGCAAAAAGCGAUUGUAGGAAACGACACAUCCCUUGACUAGUCGCAAAACAAAUUAAGUGUGAUAUAUUAAUAGCAAUUUAAAAUGUAAAUAUUUUAAAAAUCAGAGCUCAACCACAAUGAACUCAAGCGGGUUUAAAUAAAUAAUACUAACUAAAAAUUA
Messenger RNA from Drosophila elegans, 1872 nucleotides. It is a transcript of the gene Ugt301D1, whose product is annotated as UDP-glucosyltransferase 2. Bases 137 to 1729 code for a protein of 530 amino acids. Gene Ontology annotation, molecular function: UDP-glycosyltransferase activity. The transcript is spliced from 4 exons. The record is from RefSeq and is a predicted model, not a curated record. Lineage: Eukaryota; Metazoa; Arthropoda; Insecta; Diptera; Drosophilidae.